Molecule: messenger RNA, 428 nt
Organism: Dufourea novaeangliae
Lineage: Eukaryota; Metazoa; Arthropoda; Insecta; Hymenoptera; Halictidae
Product: HIG1 domain family member 2A, mitochondrial
Exons: 3
Coding region: 81-395 (104 amino acids)
Biological process (GO): mitochondrial respirasome assembly
Cellular component (GO): mitochondrion
Source: RefSeq, a predicted model, not a curated record
CAUAUCAGCACAUAUUUACACGAACAACACGCAAGAGAGUCAGUGUGUUGUUUCAACCUUUGCCAUUAUUCAUAUAAACGAUGUCUCAAAAUAUAUCAGAAAAAUCAGAAAUGCUCAAUGAAUUGGAUUGGAUUCAAAUACGCAAUGAAUUUUAUGAAAAUGACAACGUUGAAACAUUUAAAGAGAAAAUAAUACGCAAAACUGUGGAAAACCCUACAGUGCCCAUAGGUGUUUUGGCAACUGUAAGUGCUCUUUGUUAUGGUCUUUGGAAUUUUUCUACAGGAAAUGCCAAAAUGUCUCAAUAUAUGAUGCGUGCACGAGUAGGUGCACAGGCAUUCACUAUCUUUUCCGUGGUUGUUGGAUUUCUGAUUUCAACCAGAAAUCAAGAGUCAUAAAAACUUCGUCUGAAAAUUUUUGUUCAGAAUGAA